Saprolegnia diclina VS20 is the source of this 822-nucleotide messenger RNA. RefSeq lists its product as hypothetical. The record is from RefSeq and is a predicted model, not a curated record. The transcript has a single exon. Lineage: Eukaryota; Oomycota; Saprolegniomycetes; Saprolegniales; Saprolegniaceae. The coding region runs from base 1 to 822 and encodes 273 amino acids.
AUGCAGGAUGUCGCACUAGAAAUCGUUCGCUUCAUUUCGGGUCCAAACGAUCUCGUCGCGUUCCUCGAAGCCGUGCGCCCGGUGGACCGCAGCGAAGUCCUCGACAGCCUUCGCGCGCUCAUGCUCGCGAUCCCUUCCGAGCGGCUCUGGCCGGAGCCGAUGCUCGACUACGCGUCAGAUGCCCUUCUAGGUGUCUUUGAGCGCACCUUACCAGCAUUUUACGCCUUGCGCAUCGGCAGCGACGUAGCAUUUCUUCGACCGCCGCUCCUUCGAUUGCCGCCGUCGACAGCCGUCAUCUUGACCAACGCGUCCGUCUUUUCCGAAGAAAUCGGUGACGUCUUCACGCCGUGGCCGACGAAUCUCGUUGAAAUGUCGCUCUUCUUGGCCUGCGACGUGGCCGACAAGGCAUCGCUCUGCAGGGCGUGGCGCGACUGUUGCCAGCUGCAGCGCGUCGAUGUCCAAUUUGAAUCGCUGAUCCAGACGCAACUCGACGCCUUCAUGGACGUUGCGCGCACAUCCUGGCCCUGCCUCCAGCACUUUUGUCUGAGCGUUGAAAAAGACGGCAGCAAUGCGAGCGCCGAGUUCGAGUCCAGCGACAGUGUCUGCGCGUGGGUGAUGCACACGUCAGCUACGUCGCUCGGCUUGUCCGAGAUGAGCUUUCCUGGCGCCACUGGUAUUGCACUCUCUCAAACAUUGUUCGACACCAAGACGGCGCUCACCUCGCUUGUGCUGGAGCAUGUCGAUGGGCUUGAGCCACCAUCGUCACUCUCGUCAAAUCUCAAGUCGCUUGUGUUGCACUCACUUGAGUUAACACCGAGCUAG